Molecule: messenger RNA, 459 nt
Organism: Dibothriocephalus latus
Lineage: Eukaryota; Metazoa; Platyhelminthes; Cestoda; Diphyllobothriidea; Diphyllobothriidae
Source: the annotation of a GenBank genome assembly
CAUAAUGCCAGUGGUGCAGACUUGUAUGUGCAGGUCAUUCGCCGGCUCAAUAUCUUGGAAUCCGACUAUUUUGACCUUGAGUUCGUCAACGAAGACGGCAUUCGAUGUUGGCUCGAUCACACGCGACCCCUUAUUCGUCAAAUAACCCAUGGGAAGGAUUUCGUUUUCCGUUUCUGUGUCAAGUUCUAUACCCCACAUCCAAACUUACUGGAAGAAGAAUACACACGGUACCUUUUUGCUUUGCAAAUAAAACGCGACUUGGUGACCGGUGUCCUGAUCUGUAGUGAGAAUACCUCCGCCCUUCUUGCAUCCUACAUCGUUCAGGCUGAAAUAGGGGACUUCAUAAAGGAAGAAUACCACGAUAUCAGCUACCUGCGGCCUCUGAAACUCCUCCAUGAGCCAAAUGAUGACCGCCUGCAUCGAAUCAUGGAAUUUCAUAAAAGUCAUAUGUACGUUUAA